This is a messenger RNA of Calypte anna (Anna's hummingbird), 2526 nucleotides long. RefSeq names its product adrenoceptor alpha 1B (gene ADRA1B). The transcript has 2 exons. Bases 477 to 2009 code for a protein of 510 amino acids. Lineage: Eukaryota; Metazoa; Chordata; Aves; Apodiformes; Trochilidae. Gene Ontology annotation, cellular component: membrane. Gene Ontology annotation, molecular function: alpha1-adrenergic receptor activity. Gene Ontology annotation, biological process: positive regulation of cytosolic calcium ion concentration; adenylate cyclase-activating adrenergic receptor signaling pathway; regulation of cardiac muscle contraction. The record is from RefSeq and is a predicted model, not a curated record.
AGUGUGAGCAGAGACAGUGAGAGCAGAGCAUGCAGAGCUGCCUAAAUGCUGACAAACCCUUCUUGGGGGAAGGAGAGUGUCACAGCAGCUGUGACAGAGACAGAGGCAUCCUCCCAACAGGACCACAAAUGCAGAAGGGAUAACAGCAAACCUGUCUUUGUAUUUCAGGGACUUCACGAUGGAAACAGCUAUUUUGAAGCUCCAGCCAAGAAUUCUGCCUGGUAAUUUCUGUUUAAGUGAAUUCAGAUGAGAAAUUAACCAAGUCUGAGCAGCCUAGUAUGUCUGACAGCCUUCAGAGGACUUCGUGCUGUGCAAGUUUUAUGUGCUUAUAGAGGAGAGCUUGCUGGGGAGAUGAGUUCUCAAUCUAAAACUGGCCGGGGCUUUGCAGGAACUUCUUGGGUAGAGAGAUAACUUCCAACUGAAUUCACACCAUCUGCAUCUUGGGCAAGGGAUUCAACCAUAACCUGCUAUGGAGGAUGAAUUUUAAGAUGAAGACCUUUGGCGAUAAAUCUAGUUCAUCAAUACAUGGAUAUUUGAAAGUCUCUGCACUCAAUAAUGGCAAUCUUUCUGCAAACUACUCCAAUGGGACAGCAAGCAACCUGGAUUUACCUGUCUUGGAUAUCAGUAGGGCAAUAAUUGUGGCUGUUAUCCUAGGUGCCUUUAUACUCUUUGCUAUUAUAGGUAACAUCUUAGUAAUUCUCUCUGUUGCUUGCAAUAGACAUCUAAGAAUCCCUACAAACUAUUUCAUAGUUAACCUCGCAAUAGCAGAUUUGUUGCUGAGUUUUACUGUCCUUCCAUUCUCUGCUACACUGGAAAUCCUCGGCUACUGGGUUUUGGGGAGGAUAUUUUGUGACAUCUGGGCAGCAGUGGAUGUGCUAUGCUGUACAGCUUCUAUUUUAAGUCUAUGUGCAAUUUCCAUAGACAGAUACAUAGGGGUACGUUAUUCUCUCCAGUAUCCAACACUGGUGACAAGAAGAAGGGCAAUUUUAGCUCUCCUAGGUGUCUGGGUCCUUUCCAUGGUGAUAUCCAUUGGGCCUCUCCUGGGCUGGAAAGAACCAGCACCCAAGGAUGAUAAAGAGUGCCGGAUCACUGAAGAACCAUUCUAUGCUUUGUUUUCUUCCUUGGGGUCAUUUUACAUCCCUUUAAUUGUCAUCCUGGUGAUGUACUGUCGGGUCUACAUAGUGGCCAAAAGGACUACAAAAAACCUGGAAGCUGGGGUUAUGAAAGAAAUGUCCAACUCUAAGGAGCUGACUUUACGGAUUCAUUACAGGAACAUUCAUGAGGACACACUAAACAGCACCAAACCCAAGGGUCAUCAUCCCAGGAACUCUUUAGCUUUUAAACUUUUUAAAUUCUCUAGAGAAAAAAAGGCAGCCAAGACGUUGGGAAUUGUGGUAGGCAUGUUUAUCUUGUGCUGGCUGCCUUUCUUCAUUGUUCUGCCACUAGGAUCUCUGUUUUCAUCUCUGAAGCCUCCUGAAACGAUCUUCAAGGUGAUUUUUUGGCUGGGCUACUUUAACAGCUGCUUGAAUCCAAUCAUCUACCCUUGCUCAAGCAAAGAGUUCAAGAGGGCUUUUAUACAGAUCCUAAAGUGCCAGUGCCACCGCCGCAAGCAGUUGGGGUGGUGGCCCUACAGCUACAGAAACUGGAAUAGGGGCUCCUAUGAGCAGCAUAGGAAGGACUCUCUGGAAGACAGUGGGAGUUUCCUAAGUGGCAGUCAGAGGACAUUAUCUUCAGCAUCUCCCAGCCCUGGCUACCUGAGCAAAAUCACCCACCCACACAUGGAGAUGUGCACAUUCCAAGAUUGGAAAAACUCCAGCUCUUUCCUGAGCCCCUUACAGGAAGGCAGCAGACCAAAGGAUCCGUCUCAGUUCUUUACCUUCAACCUCUUAACAGAGCGCAAUGGACACAUUCCUGCUGGCAGCCAGGAUUCCAGCAAUGGGGACCACGAGGCCACCUGUGACACACUGAAUGGCAAAACUGAGUGUAUAGCAAACAUGACACUGGAAUGAAUAGAUUGUCAAUGGUCUGUUCUCCUUGUUCCCCAGCUUGCUGUAAGUUUAGCCAAGGUGAAGAAGUGCACAGUUUCUCAGUACAGCACCAGAAGGCAGCCAGUGAGAACCAGGCAGAUCCAUGUCACAGGAGCAGCAAAGUGUAAUCAUACUCCCAGUCCCUUGUCAGAGAGGCUACUGGAGCAAAAAGAGAAUGCAGGAAAGAUGCUCCAUAAAACCAGGGAAGUGCACAUCCAAUUAUUUAGGUAUUGCAGAAGUGCUGUGGAACAGCCAAACCCAUGCAUAGUGAAAGAGUGUAUACAUCUGCAGAGGGCAGGGGAAAUUUACAUGAAUGUGUGUGUGUACAUGUGUGUGUAUGGAUGCCUGAGAGUGCAAGUGAGCCAUGCAGCUCUAUUUGUACCUCUCCAGGGUAUCAGUUGCCACUGAUUCUGCCUGUAAAUUCUUAAUUGUUGUACUUCACUGUACAUUAGCACUUUAGAAAUGGAAAACAACAUCAAAGAUUAAAGUAAUUUUGCAA